AUGAAGCUGCUUCUUUUGUUAAGCCAUCUUUCUGUGGUCCUGGCUAAUCGGCCAAAGCCCCUUGUUUCACCGGAUAAACUUUCCUCUGAGAUCCAAUUGAAGGACCUUCUUAAGGGCACACAAAAGCUGGAGGACUUUGCUUAUGCAUAUCCUGAGCGGAACCGUGUCUUUGGUGGCAAGGCACAUAACGAGACGGUUGACUUCCUCUAUCGCGAGUUGAAGAAGACCGGGUAUUAUGAUGUAUACAAACAGUCACAGGUACACACAUGGACCAGUGCAGAGGCCUCCCUGAACUUCAAUGGCGACUCUAUUCCAGUUACCUCAAUGACAUACAGUCCCAGCGUUGAUGUGACUGCUGAGGUGGUGGUGGUUUCGAAUGUCGGAUGUACUGCAUCAGACUAUCCGACUGAGGUGGCUGGUAAAAUCGCCUUGGUUAAGCGUGGAGAAUGUACCUUUGCAGAGAAGUCGACUCUGGCUGGUGCUGCCAAUGCAGCUGCGGUCAUUGUAUACAACAACGCUGCAGGGUCUCUGAGUGGAACGUUGGGCGGUGUUUCCACUGCUUAUGCCGCCAUUGGGGGAAUCUCCCAAACCGACGGUGAGACUCUGCUCACGGCGGCAGGCAGCGGUGCCAUCACUUUGUCUCUCGAAAUAGACAGCAAAGUGGAGAACCGCACGACAUUCAAUGUCAUUGCAGAGACAAAAGGCGGUGAUCACAAUAACGUCGUCUCUUUAGGAGGCCACACCGACUCAGUCGAAGCCGGUCCGGGCAUCAAUGAUGAUGGCUCUGGAAUCAUCAGCAACCUCGUGGUCGCAAAGGCGUUGACAAAAUUCUCCGUCAAGAAUGCGGUGAGAUUCUGUUUCUGGACUGGUGAAGAGUUUGGGUUGUUGGGCAGCGAAUACUACACCUCACACCUUAGUGCUAAGGAACUGGCAAAGAUCAAGCUUUAUCUUAACUUCGACAUGAUUGCCUCGCCCAACUACGCGCUCAUGAUCUAUGAUGGUGACGGAGAUGCCUUCAACCAGACCGGACCAGCAGGCUCUGCUGAGAUUGAGGCCUUAUUCCAAAACUACUUCAAAUCCAAGAAACUAUCGUAUAUUCCAACCGCUUUCGAUGGUCGCUCUGACUACGAUGGCUUCAUCUCUCGUGGAAUUCCCGCCGGUGGUAUUUUCACUGGCGCUGAGGGCAUCAAGACAGUCGAAGAGGCCAAAUUGUUUGGAGGCCAGGCGAAUGUCUCUUACGACGUGAACUAUCAUGCGGCAGGUGACAACACCACAAACCUAAACCAUAAGGCAUUCUUGAUCAACUCCAAGGCCACUGCUUUCGCCGUCGCCAAAUAUGCUACUAGCCUUGCUUCAAUCCCACCACGGACUGAGACCCCCACCAAGCGACGGGUCAAGAAAGCACCCAAAUCACAUGCUCACACCAAGAACACUGGGUGCUUCCAUUCUCUGGUUGAAAUCUAG
Messenger RNA from Penicillium nucicola, 1464 nucleotides. RefSeq names its product M28 family metallopeptidase. Gene Ontology annotation, molecular function: metalloexopeptidase activity; aminopeptidase activity. Bases 1 to 1464 code for a protein of 487 amino acids. The record is from RefSeq and is a predicted model, not a curated record. The transcript is spliced from 2 exons. Gene Ontology annotation, biological process: proteolysis. Lineage: Eukaryota; Fungi; Ascomycota; Eurotiomycetes; Eurotiales; Aspergillaceae.